Pleuronectes platessa (European plaice) is the source of this 1196-nucleotide messenger RNA. RefSeq names its product GTPase IMAP family member 7. The record is from RefSeq and is a predicted model, not a curated record. The transcript has 2 exons. Bases 130 to 939 code for a protein of 269 amino acids. Gene Ontology annotation, molecular function: GTP binding. NCBI's taxonomy places the organism in Eukaryota, Metazoa, Chordata, Actinopteri, Pleuronectiformes, Pleuronectidae.
UUAACCAGCAUUGUUUGAAGUCUGUGGUAGAACGUAGAACGUGGUAUAGAGCCGGUUCCUCCCAGUGGGCAGGGCCACUUCACACAGAGCCCAUGGUGAGCUGUCUUGUUGCUCAUUGAAGGUUGAGAUAUGGGUCUCCGGUUGUCGAUCCCUGCAGGCCCUGACCUCAGGAUGGUGAUGAUUGGGAAAACUGGAGUUGGUAAAAGUGCCGUGGGUAACACCAUCGUGGGCAGGGAGGUAUUUUUGUCUUGUGCGAGUGCUCAGUCUGUGACGGAGACCUGCGCCAAGGAACGAGCCAGAGGGGUCAGAAAGAUCCACGUGGUGGACACGCCCGGGAUCCUGGACACGUCUAAAUCUGCAGAGAGCAUCAAGAAAGAAAUCGUUAAAUGCAUCAAGGUGUCCUCUCCCGGGCCUCACGUCUUCCUGCUGGUUAUGCAGAUCGGCAGGUUCACCAAAGAAGAAGAAAACUGCGUGGAGGCCCUGGAGCAGAUCUUCGGCCCCGAGGCGUCCGGGUACAUGCUGGUUCUGUUCACGCGAGGCGACGAGCUGCAGGGAAGAAGCAUCCAGGAGUACGUGCAGACCGGACAUCCCAAACUCCGAGCGCUUAUAAACCGAUGUGGGAACAGGUACCACGUCUUCAACAACAAGAUAAGAAUCAACAAAACCCAGGUGGUGGAGCUGCUCAGGAAGGUGGAUGACAUGGUGGCAGCGAACGGGGGCUUGUACUUCAGUGACGACAUGUAUGAGGAGGUGAAGCAGUGGCAGCAGCAGCAGGAGGAGAACAAAGUCGCAGCGGCCCAGGAGGUUCAGAACUUCUCCUUCAUGGCCGAGCUGAUGCAGAGGGUCCUUCUGUUCCAGGCCAUACUAGCUGCUCAGGAGAACAACCCCAACAACCUGACCCAGCCCAGCUUCUCCCUCAACGUGAGGCCUCCGAUGUGACGGCAGCUUCUCCUCAUCCGACAGAGAACGGCUGCAAACUUUACAACUGAACGUUUUGUGCAACCAGAGCCAAACAUCUGCCCAAGUUCAUGAAUGUAACGUUUCUCUGAGGAGCAGUUCACAGCUCCUGCUCUUCUUGACUUGUCCUUGAAUGACGGUAGCACUGUAUGUUGUAUGUUUCAUGUGUUUGACGUGUUUAUCUGUCACACUGUUUUGGCUUUGUUGCCUCUGCAGGUAAAUAAAAGCAGUGUCUCGUU